GCUGUCUGAAACAGUGUUUCACACUCUGUUUGGGACCUCGGAGACAGGCGGCGAAAACGGUCGCCGAGGAGUUUCGACGACGGCGAUGGAAGGGCUCGAGUACGACGCCAACGACGUCGAGGAGCUCCUGUCGCUCUCCGACUCGGAGGACAUUGAGGCCGACGAUCGGCGCGUUCUCUUCCCGCCUCUGGUUUUGGACCUCGAACCGCGCGCCAAAAAAGUUGACCGGCUCAAGAAGCUUGGCGUCCUGCACAGCCCGUUUGGCGACUGGCCGCGCAACAACGUCCGGUCGCCGCCCUCGGUCGAGUGCAAGCUCGAGUCGCCCCAGAGCCCGUACGUCAAGGCGUCGCCGGCAAAACUUCUCAAGAAGAAGCGACACCCGACCAAGCUGCCACCACCGAUCGAGAUGGAGACAUCGCCGACCAAAUUCAAGUUCCAGACCAACGACAUUAUCAAGCACGGGGACCUCAAGGUCUACAUGUGCCGGUAUACGACGAUCCAGCCUCUUUUCUGCGUCCCGUUUCACGAACACUCGUCCUUAACCUCGAGUCGGAAGCUCAUCGACGACCUCCUCAUGGUGGACAUGGUCGACUAUUGCUUUGUCGCUCCGAAUGGCAACUCGAAUCUGUUGAGAAAUCAUUUGAUUGACAUCGCCUACUGGUUCCACCCCGUCUUGACGAUCCUCGUGCUCUCGAUUCAAAAUACGCCGCAUUUGUGUCAGAGCCCAGACGCGCUCCGCGACGCACUCUCGCAGCUCGGUCCGGGCAGCCAACCACCGACAAAAGAAAAGCCAUGGAACUUGUCGUACGCGAGCUUUGGCAACUUUAGCUCCCAGAGCCUGCGGAUGCAAACUGCUAUCAUCAAGUCUCCCAUGAGCUCCAAAAUCCGGAAACGCCACGCCCGCGACGUGCUUCGACUCGCGCUCGAGACGCCCGCACCCGUUGACGACACUGUGUUUGAGACGACACCGAACGCGGCGUUGGACCCGGGCACUGUGCAAACGAUCCUUGAACGCAGUCGCUACGACGUUCUCGACCGGUUUUCGGACCUCGAGUUUCAGAAACGCCGCAAGCGUCAUCUGCGGCUCCAGCAAAAGACGCUGGUGCACGCACUUGAGAUGCACGAGCGUGUCGUUCAACUGCAGUGCUGGGUGCGCACGGUAUGGAGUGUGCGCAAGGUCGAGGUGCUGCGAGAGGCGCGGCGUCGAGCGCUCCAAGCGCAGUUACCGCCCCCCAAUUCGGGCGACGGCCGCCCCCGGCGCUAUAGUAUCAGUUUGAGCCAAAAACCGCUUGUCGUCUCGAAUGUGCACUUUGUACCCCAUUUUGGCGCCCACGAAGAACAAGGCAUCGUCAAAUUACAAGCGCUGCAACGCCGGCGCAUUGCACAAAAGAGCUUUCGCCAAGCCCACGCGAUCAAAACAAAAGAGCUCGAGCAGCGCCACGAAAUGCUCCAGAAAACCCAAGACGACUACGAACGCGAGGCAGCGCUUACCAACAUCAAACGGCUCCAAAAAGUCGAGCAAAAACAACGCAAGGAGCUCCUCAAGCAGCACGACGAGCAGCGACGGCAGGCGGCGAUUCUCGCGAUCCAGCGCUUCAUUCGCCGCUUCUUGGCCGUCCGCACCGUCAAGCGCCUGCGGAUGGAGCGCAAGGCUGCGAUCAAAAUCCAGUCCCAUCUGCGCAAAAACACCGCUCUCACCACGCUCGAGAACCUCAAGCUCCAGUCGCGCAAGUCGAGUCUCAACGUGUCCGGGUCGUCCGCCAACAACAACGACAGCUACCACCCACGCCUCUUUUGCCGGCGCGUGCACUUUCACGAGACGACCAAUGCUGUUGUCCUCGUGUUGCUCACCAAGACUCAGAUCUCACUGGUGCUCUACGAACCGUCCUCGGCAAGCCACCCGACGGCCGUCGAGUGCACCCUCGAGACAGACGAGCUCAAGACUCUCGGGCUCCUUACGCGGUCGUACUUUAUCACCGUCGGCGACAUUGACCGGCUCAUCGAAGGACUGGUCAUGCAUCUCAUUGUCCAGCGUGGCCGUGUGCUGCCCAACCCGCGCGAAGUUCACCCAUUUCGGAACCUCAACAUUGACGCGCGGUCGCUCGUUCUGGGGACACCGAAUGUGUACUUUGGGCAGCUCUACCAAAAGUGUAGCGAUUGCAACAGCGCCGAGGACCUCCUUCGACCCUUGCGGUAUGCCAAGCCCACGCUGCACUACUACGUGGCGAAGCGCGUCAAGCUCGGAAUGGCGCACUUUGCGUUCUUUGAAGACCAGGGCGUCUUGUAUGUCGAAUGCUACGUCUCGCGCUGGCACCUCUGUCUCUGCAUUGGGCUGCAGUACAGCGAGUGGAGCUUUAGUAACCUCCCAGUGCUCGCGCUCUGCACGGCAGCGCAGAAAGUCGCGAUUGCCAAACACAUGGUCAACCACAUUACCUUGGGCCACACGAACGCUGUGCGCAUUGACGUGCGCCAGCGCAUGUUUCGGCAAGCCAAGCGACUCCGGUGCGAGACGUCGGGCAUCAUCACACAUGUUGUUGGCCUCUUUGCCAUGCACCGCCUCGGGAUGGCGCUGCAGCUGGAAGUCGUCUUCGCCUCUGGCGACGUCCUCCAGAGCAGCGUCGGCCACGACAUUUUGGACCAGAUUGGCUACAAAACGCUCUUUGAUAUGGACGUCGAGACGGUCCAGAUCUUGAGCCGCCAAAUGCUCAGCUACCUCCGCGUCAUUGAGCACGAGUUGGUGCUGCAGAUCGAGUGACUGUAUACAGCGCUAGCGCGGUCGCGUUCGACGAAGCA
Molecule: messenger RNA, 2793 nt
Organism: Saprolegnia diclina VS20
Lineage: Eukaryota; Oomycota; Saprolegniomycetes; Saprolegniales; Saprolegniaceae
Exons: 14
Coding region: 86-2755 (889 amino acids)
Molecular function (GO): protein binding
Source: RefSeq, a predicted model, not a curated record